Molecule: messenger RNA, 1946 nt
Organism: Amphibalanus amphitrite
Lineage: Eukaryota; Metazoa; Arthropoda; Thecostraca; Balanomorpha; Balanidae
Exons: 6
Coding region: 217-1320 (367 amino acids)
Source: RefSeq, a predicted model, not a curated record
CAGUUCAACAAUGGGCACGUGCUCAAAUAAACGAAGCACAAAACAGACGCCAGCUGCGCUUCAACGGCAUUUGUGUUAUUUAGGAUUGCUGUUUGUGAAACGUGGACGUUUAUUGCUGAUUUGUUUAGUUAUUUCAUGUGUUGUGGUGGUGGUAUUCAUCAGAUAUUUUGUUAUACUUGUGCAGAAGGUCUACGCGCUGAAUAAUUUAUUGGAAUUAUGGCGAAGGGAAUGAUAUGGCGUGAGAAUUUCUUGGAGUCGCGUGAGGCGGUGCCGCAGAUUCCGAUCCACCCUAUUCAAGCUGUGAGACCGCGCAGCUUAUAUACGGCCCACUCGUACUUGGCUGAAGAGGUGCCCAAUGACUACGGCCAGUACGAGUCGGCGGCCGAGCCGUGGCAGGCGCGCGGCGCCGGCCGGCUGCUGCGGCCGCCGCUGCGCCGCGCCGGCCGCUUCUGGCCGCUGCCGCCCAAGGUGGCCAUGGCGGCCGCCGCCGGACGGAUGGCGGCCGCCGCCCACCUGGACCGGGAGCUGCGGCCCGAGCUCGAGUACGAGCCGGCCGGAGAGGAGGCCGAGGAGGCCGGACCGAUGGCCACCUCGAUGGGCACCAUCACGCUGCGCCUCUACGACCGCGUCCGCGUCGACAUAUCGCUCAACGGAUCCGUGCGCGUCAUCAACUUCAAGAGUAACAUUGUUCUGGCUAUCAGCGCCACGGGCACCUCUGUGGCGCUGAUGCACCCUAACGGUCGCGUGUAUCAGUAUGGAAGUCGUGUGGAGAUUCGCACCAACGACACGGAAGGCAACUGCAAGUAUGCCAAGAUGUGGUACAAGGGCGUCAGCUUCACGUCGGACAGCUGCGCGCUGGUGUACCUGGUGGAUGCUGCCGGCACGCGCUCCACCACGGACACGUUCUCCGACCUGAACCGGGACUUUUCACUGGACGUGUUCUACUCGGAGUCGCGCUACGGGCCCGACUGUGUGCACGAGUGUCUGGCCGCCAUCGACGAGGCCAGGUACUGGGUGGCCGAGGACGGCAGCGAGGUCUGGGACGUGGCCGGCGUCCGCAUCACCCAGCAGCUCAACGGACAAGUCAAGCUCGUCGUUCAGCGGGACAACGGUAAGCGUCUGCUGCGCACCUCGUCCACUCUGGGCACGGCCAACAUCACCACGCCGUUCAUCCACACCACAGCCUCGAUGGGCCAGAACCCGCACAUCUUCGUGAGGCGCGGCGAGCGGCGGCUCCAUUACGACGCCACCAACUUUGUGGUCCGUAACGCGGGCCACUCGGCCGGCUUUGACGACCGCGGCCGCCUCAAGGUGUACUAGAUGUACGGCCGGCGGAGCCCGUCUAGACGGAGGAUAGCCGGGCGGGCCGGAUCAGGAAGGUGCCCGGUGAGUACCGCGAACCGGGGGCGGCCCCAGAGGGAGGCCAAUGGACGCCGCCUGUGCUGCUGCUGUGAAUAUCCGGCCGGAAAACGCACCGGCUGCCGCGGCGGCGCGGCGGUGGGGGCUGGCUGAGGCGACUCCGCCGGCGGGUCACGCGGCCGACGGCGCCCAGCCAGCCUCCCGAUGAUCGAGGGAGGACCGUGGUGUCUCGCUGCUAUGACUGGAAUCGCUGUAACCUUAUUCGGAUGUUUUAGAGGGCGUGCGACAAUCAUGAUGUCAAGUAAGAUCUUUACACUCCGUAAACGGCGAAACUAAUUUGAUUUUCUCCUGCAUUCGGCUUAUGUUGUCAAUUUUCAUCGGAGCAGUUUACGCUUUUACGGAGGGAUGCCUUAGCUGCAUCACUUAAAUAUUGUCAGCGUGUGUUUACUUGUUCUUUUCCACUAUUAACUUCAGCUGGUUGAUUCAAAUUAAUUGUUUGUAGUUAGUGUUCUGCAGAUCGACUUCCUAUUCGUGAUUUGAUUCUUCAACAAAAUCAUUCAAUUAAUAAAGUGCAUCUUGUUACCAUA